AUGUGGCUAGCGGCAGCCGAAUUCUUUGCUCAUCCUUGGACGGGCCCUGCGAUCAUUCCUCCCGUUGUGGAGGAAUUCGAGCGACUAGAACGAGAGUCGAAAAUAGCCAAAGCUCAGUCCAAGUCUAAGAAGCGCCCUGAAUCGACUCCAGAGAAUCCAAAAGGUGCCAAGGCACACGAUUCGCGCCCGUCUCCCUCUGUCCCGAUGCAAACGGAACUGACGCCACCAAAGGGUCGGUCCAAUCCCUACCAACAAACUCCACCUUCGGAUGCCACUCCUCCUCGCCAACAAGUGGUCAUGUCUGACGCCGUUCACGUCAUCGCCGGCACCCCAUAA
Cylindrotheca closterium is the source of this 336-nucleotide messenger RNA. The record is from the annotation of a GenBank genome assembly. NCBI's taxonomy places the organism in Eukaryota, Bacillariophyta, Bacillariophyceae, Bacillariales, Bacillariaceae.